GUUAUCAUAAAGUGCAGGCUGUCAUUCGCUGACACUGACAGUACUUAGUUACUUAGUUAUUUACGCUGGGAUGCACCACAGCCAUCAGACAGGUACAGCGAAGAUGUAGGAUAGGUCGGGGGACGUGGCCUUUGGUGGCAGGACAUCAUUUGUUAUGCCUCCUCACGUACUUUUCAAGGCACACACAAUUGCCCAGCUGUGUGUAAAACAAGCCAGACUAGGAAAAUGUUGCUUCUUGCCGCAAACUACUAAACUACACAGAGCCAGCGCUGCAUACGCGGCCAAAGCAAAACCCGUAAAUGUUGCCGAGGAUGCCUCGCAAUCAUCAGCUGACGUCGAUCAUGAUAUAGAAGGCAGCACGGUUGUCGUGCAUCCGGAACUUUUACACGACAACUUAUCGGCAGAGACGGCGACGUUGCCCCCGGCGACCACCCGUCAUCUUGAGAGCCCGGUGCUGCAUCUGCGCAGGGCCAACAAGCUGUUGUUUGGCGACCAGCAAGAGUUCAGCAUCUAUGUGCAGCGUGAUGCGCAAUUGGUCGAUGUUGUCGGUGGCAGCCAGGUGGAGCCACUGAAGCUGCAGAAUGCUGUUCAUCCGAGAGACUUAGAAUGGCGAGCACUAAAGAUAGAUUUGAAGAAACUGCCUGGAGUCUACCUACGACUGUCAAAGCAUCGUCUCACGAUGUUAGUUGUCAUGACAACAGCAGCAGGUUAUGGCAUGGCACCAGGAGCAUUUGACUUGGUCACGUUCCUUUUAGCUUGUGGUGGGACUGGUUUUACAUCAUGUGCUGCGAACACAAUAAACCAAUUUCUGGAGGUUCCUUAUGAUUCCCAGAUGGCCAGAACCAAGGCGAGACCAUUAGUCAUGGGACUUGUCAGUCCACUUCACGGAGUGCUCUUCGCUGCAAGUUCGGCCAUCACAGGCUUGUCGAUCCUAGCCUAUCAUGUCAACCCGUUGACUGCCGCACUUGGUGCUGUCAACCUGGUGCUCUACACGCUAGUCUAUACACCAAUGAAGCGGGCGUCCAUCUACAACACGUGGGUGGGGUCAGUAGUCGGUGGCAUCCCUCCAGUCAUGGGCUGGACAGCCUGCACUGGAGUCAUUGAUCCAGGCGCCUUGGUGCUGGGUGCUGUUCUAUUCGCAUGGCAGUUUCCACACUUUAAUGCGCUCAGCUGGAACCUGAAGGAGCAGUACUCCAAAGCUGGCUACCGCAUGAUGGCAGUCACUGAGCCAGCAUUGUGUCGUGCCACCGCGCUACGAUACAGUGUCGUCAUGAUCGGAGUGUGCAGCCUGGCUCCGGUUCUCGGCGUGACGACAUGGCUGUUUGCCGUCGAUUCGCUACCGCUGAAUGCCUACCUCACCUACCUGGCGUGGAACUUCUACCAGCGGCCCAAUGCAAAGACAUCUCGGCAGCUGUUCCGUUUUAGUCUUGUACACCUUCCCUUCCUCAUGCUGCUGAUGGUGAUCGGAAAGCGCUACGACAACCGGACGAAGGAGGGCAAGGCGGGCACAACGGAUGCACAGGCACUUGUAGUGCAUGCCGCACGGUGACGAGAAAUGCCACAUAGGCUAUUAUAGGCAGUGUAUACAGUGUAGAGGACAGUCACACAGUUGGCCAGGUGCAUUGAUUGGCGUCAGUGACCCAGUAGACGUAUGCCUUAUUGUUACUUAACCCAUUAUAAGCAGGUCUACCAUAAUUGAAAUCGACAGUUUUGCCCUCAUGGUAGUGAGUGGGUGACUUGGUUUGUAAGUGAUUGGAGUAGAGUGUAGUAGUGGUCACAAUUGUUUAUGUCCGGCAUUCAAGGCUGAUCAUUUUAUCAUUUAUUGUAUUGUUAGGGUUGGUUUGCGUUUUCUUACAAAACAGUGAAGUUUGAUCAGUGGCAGUGUUUGUGGUGGGUUAGAAAGUCAGAGUGAAGCUUUGAUAAGUCCAAUUUCACAACUUGUCACUCUGUAACAAGUCAGGCUGGCUGCCAAUUGACAAAAAAAUAGCCGUACUGAAUUGAUUUACAAAUCUGAUGUGGUGCCAGUAAGGAUAUCCAAAGGUACAAAUAGACAAAAUAGGUGAAAUUGUCUAAAUUCUACACAAAAGUGUCCACGAUCUUCAACUUCAAGUGGAUAAAAACCUGACAGUUAUAUCUAAUGUCAUGUUUAUUUGAGUUGUGAUGAAUACUAGGUUGAUCACUAUACGGUAUACGUAGAACUUACAGUAAAUGCUCAAGUGCCUCCUUAUUUCCUGAUUCAAUAGAAGACGUAGUCUUCAAUUCUAUGACUUGGUGAUACAGUAUUAACACAAGUUAAUCAAAUCAAGUGUUGCAACUGUGAAUGUACAUGUGCAAUUAUGUUGAACUUAUCAAACCGGUAGGGGACACAAAAUAUGCAAGGAGCGUUUGAAUGUCUAUGGAAACAUCUAUUUUUUUUAAAUGCUAUGUCUUAAAUUCCGAAUAACCAACAUAUUAUGUAAUAACUUUGCAGCAAUGGCGACAUUCGAUUUAAUUAGCAGAACUUGUAUCUAUUUGUAUAUAAAUUUAACUGUAAAUUGUGAUCUCAAUUAAACUCAAGUUUUCAUACUGAAUAAUCAUAA
This is a messenger RNA of Priapulus caudatus, 2579 nucleotides long. Its product is annotated as protoheme IX farnesyltransferase, mitochondrial-like. The transcript is spliced from 8 exons. Gene Ontology annotation, biological process: heme biosynthetic process. Bases 155 to 1549 code for a protein of 464 amino acids. Gene Ontology annotation, molecular function: protoheme IX farnesyltransferase activity. Gene Ontology annotation, cellular component: mitochondrion; membrane. Lineage: Eukaryota; Metazoa; Priapulida; Priapulimorpha; Priapulimorphida; Priapulidae. The record is from RefSeq and is a predicted model, not a curated record.